This is a messenger RNA of Cebus imitator (Panamanian white-faced capuchin), 1662 nucleotides long. RefSeq names its product cyclin D1 binding protein 1 (gene CCNDBP1). Gene Ontology annotation, biological process: regulation of cell cycle. NCBI's taxonomy places the organism in Eukaryota, Metazoa, Chordata, Mammalia, Primates, Cebidae. The record is from RefSeq and is a predicted model, not a curated record. The coding region runs from base 225 to 1307 and encodes 360 amino acids. Gene Ontology annotation, cellular component: nucleus. The transcript has 11 exons.
GGCCUGACCUGGUCUCUGAGAAUGGAAUGGGUGGUACGGGACCUCUGGGAGCCGGACAGGGUGGGGCAAGGGGAGGCGGGGCCGGGCCUCUGGGGCGGGGCGGGGCGGCUUGUUGCCGGAAACGAGUCCCAGACGCAGCGCCCCGGAAGUAGAGCGGCUGUCACAGUGCGACUCCCACUGCGGCGGCGGAGGCCUGUGUUUGCGGCCUUCUGCGAGCGACGAGGAUGGCAAGCGCAGGGGCACCUGCAACCGCAGUCCCCACCUUGGCUCCGCCUUUGGAGCAGCUCAGGCACUUGGCGGUGGAGCUGCGGUUGCUCCUUCCUCGAGUGCGGGUCGGCGAAGCCCAGGAGACCACUGAGGAGUUUAAUCGAGAGAUGUUCUGGAGAAGACUCAAUGAGACAGCUGUGAUGGUGUCAAGGGAAGCCACGACUCUGACCACAGUCUUCUCUCAGCUUCCACUGCCAUCUCCACAGGAAACCCAGAAGUUCUGUGAACAAGUCCAUGCUGCCAUCAAGGCAUUUAUUGCAGUAUACUAUUUGUUUCCAAAGGAUCAGGGAAUCACCCUGAGAAAGCUGGUACGGGGCGCCACCCUGGACAUCGUGGAUGGCAUGGCUCAGCUCAUGGAAGUACUUUCCAUCACUCCAACUCAGAGCCCUGAGAACAAUGACCUUAUUUCUUACAACAGUGUCUGGGUUGCAUGCCAGCAGAUGCCUCAGAUACCAAGAGAUAACAAAGCUGCAGCUCUUUUGAUGCUGACCAAGAAUGUGGACUUUGUGAAGGAUGCACAUGAAGAAAUGGAGCGGGCUGUGGAAGAAUGUGACCCUUACUCUGGCCUCUUGAAUGAUACUGAGGAGAACAACUCCGACAACCACAAUGAUGAGGAUGAUGUGUUGGGGUUUCCAAGCAAUCAGGACUUGUAUUGGUCAGAGGAUGAUCAAGAGCUCAUAAUCCCAUGCCUUGCACUGGUGAGAGCAUCCAAAGCCUGCCUGAAGAAAAUCCGGAUCUUAGUGGCAGAGAAUGGGAAGAAGGAUCAGGUGGCACAGCUGGAUGACAUUGUGGAUAUUUCUGAUGAAAUCAGCCCUAGUGUGGAUGAUUUGGCUCUGAGCAUAUAUCCACCUAUGUGUCACCUGACUGUGCGAAUCAAUUCUGCGAAACUUGUGUCUGUCUUAAAGAAGGCACUUGAAAUCACAAAAGCAAGUCAUGUGACCCCUCAGCCAGAAGAUAGUUGGAUCCCUUUACUUAUUAAUGCCAUUGAUCAUUGCAUGAAUAGAAUCAAGGAGCUCACUCAGAGUGAACUUGAAUUAUGAGUUUUCAGGUUCAUUUAUAGUCUCUUCUCCCCUUCUCACCAUAAUGGUCAGGCUCUGAUGUCUCCUUUUAAAAUGGAGCUAGAAUGCUUGCUGGAUUGAAAGGGAGUGCCUGUUUAUAUUUAGCAAGAGACACUAUUACCAAAGAUUGUUGGUUAGUCUAGAUUGGCACCUAUUUAUAAACCAUAUGCAAGUAAUAUAUUUUUCUGUGCUAUAUGUAAAAAAUAAUUGCAUGAUUUCUCAUUCCUGAGUCAUUUCUCAGAGAUUCCUAGGAAAGCUGCCUUAUUUGCUUUUUGCUGUAAAUUGUUUUCAUUGUAAAGAUGUUGAUGGUCUCAAUAAAAUGCUAACCUGCCAGUGA